GCGUGACUGCACUUUGUAAACAAAUAUGGUGUGGCCUGUUUGAAUUCGAUGUUGUUUUCGCUUAUUUAUGCCUUAAAUUUUAUAUAUUUAUGUAAGUGUGUUUACAGUCUGUGUUUCAUACAACGCCCUGAAUUUAAUUUGUUAUAUUUUGUGUAUUUUAAUUGAAAGUCGCUCAGGUAAAUAUUGUAGCACUAUGACGUUUCCAAAUUUCAGUGAUUUAUUUUGAAGUGCGCCUGAAAGCAUUUACGGGUAAAAUCGUCUAAUCACCAUGCCCUAAAAGUUUAUAGUCAGCGUAGAGAUGAUGAUCUACUCAUAUUAUACUUCAAGUCUAGAUGAAGAUGGCUGAUGAUUCAGAAAGAGAUGUUGUACCUGUAAAGGAUGGAUCUUCAUAUGAGAGACAAAGAAAUGUGGCAACUUUUUCACUAAGUGGUGACAGAGAUAUACUGCCUGCCCCAUAUAUAUCUAAGCUUGACCGUAAGGAAUUGGAGGACCGUUACAUGAACCUUGUGUUGGACAAAAGCCGUAUUAAGAAAGAGUGCAAUAAACAAGAGGAGACGAUAAAGAGACUGGCUACAAAGCUACUGCGGUUGGUAGCAGAACAGAAGCGUGACAUCCCUACAGCAGCACAGCGUCAUGAUCGCAGUCUGGAAAGUUUGGUUGUGGACCAACAGCAGCAAAUACAUGAACUGCAGCAGAAUAAUACUCAACUGCAGGACCGACUUACGGUUCUGCGUAACCAGCUUGCGGAACAUACGUCUCUUCAUUCUGCCGUACACUGCAAUUUUAUGAGAAAGACACGUUCACCAGCUCGUUCUAAUACUCGGACCUGCACGAGUUCCAGAAUACCAGCUGUUGUACCAUCACAUGAUUCUCAAAAUAUGUUCCAGGAAAACUCACAGACCAAUACUCUUCGCUUUAAAACUGCUGCCAGUCCUUCUCAGCCGCUAGGGACAGAAGUAAUACCAGACCAUGAGAGAUUUAUUGAUGAACAUACGUCAGCUGAAAUUCCAAGCAGCAAUACUGCUGCUGUGGAACAAAACCAGGAGUUUCCAAAAGAAAUUAUGAGACUCCAUGAGCAAAUUAGCAUCUUGGAGCAGGAUUUGGAGACACAGCGUGAACAAAGCAGUGCUCGUAUCAGUGAGCUGGAGGAUGAGCUUGCUAAUGCUGUGGCGCGAGACCAGAGACAGAAGGUUGCCGAAAAUGUGGAGAUGAUUCGAUUGCAACGCAGUCUCCAGCAGCAGUCGGCCCAUCUGGUGGCACAGAGUGCAAAGAACCAAGUUCUGGAACAGGAAGUGGCACACUUGCGUCAGGAGUUGGAGGCUGUGCAGCAAGAGAAUGAUGAACUUAAACACCAGCUGAUGAAUGAACAUCAGAAAGUAGCAGACAUGCAGCAGGAACUCCAAGGAGUGGGAUCAAAUCGCCAGUCGGUCAGAGAGCUUCAGGAACAAAUUAGAGACGUUCAGAAUGAGCGGUCUACCUUGAAGGAGCACAAUGAACGCCUCUUGGCACUAAUGUCAUCAAGGCAGAUCCAGAGUUCAGAACAGGAGGUAGAACUUCACUCGCAGGUGUCGCGGUUGGAAACUACGUUGGCAAAAGAACAGAGUGAACGAGCCCAGUUGAUGCAACAGAUAAAACAACUACAGCUGGAGGUGGCACAGUUGGAGGCAGCUUUAGGAAAAGAACUGAAGGAAAAGAGCAGUUUAUUAGGGACUCUAAAUGAGAUGCAUCAGAAGAUGCCUGAACCAGAACACUCAUAUUCUGCUGACAAAGAGAGUGCUCUACAUAUCCAGGUGGCACAGCUCGAAGCCACAUUGGCCAAAGAACUGAUUGAUCGUACGCACGUUCUUCAAAGUCUUGAAGAAGAGAGGACGCAAAUGGCAGCGCUGAAAGUUGCCCAUACUCAGUUGCUAGUCAAAUUGCAGGAUUUACAGGCUCGACUUUCUGAGACCGAGAGGCGGCUGCAAACACUUCAGCAGGAUUCAAGGAGAGAUGUCACUUUUUAUAUCCCACCACCUGCCCUGUCUGUGUUACUGUCACAGUCUCCGCCACGCAUUCCAACACUAGAAGAAAGCCAGCUUGCUCUGAAUCUUCAUGAAAGAUUGACGUCUAAACCUACGAAGAGUUGGCCAGUGUCUUCUAGUGCCUCAUUUACUGAAGACUUAAGUAUCUCUUCAAACAGGAUGAAUUACAAGAAACAACAAGCUUUGGAUACUGCCAGUGCAAGUGAGUCUAUGCCUGAUAUGUCGGCUGACAAUCAGACGUCUCGGACAUCACGUUAUGACAGAAAAUCAUCUGCGUCGUCAGUAAUAAAUAAAGGGUUUCACAUGUCAACCAAGGUGUCCACCCGAGAAAAAAGUCUGCAAAGAAAAGAUGUCAACUACUGUACAUGUGAUCGAGCUCCUGGAGUGUUUGAAGAUUUCUGUGCAUGUUCACAAGUUUCCUCUCCAUCUUUGAACUCUUCUCAAAAAUGUGAAGAGUCAUUACAUGUAUCUGACAAACAAGAAUCUAGUGGUCUUCACAUGGUAGAUGCAAUUUUGAUGGCCAGUAGGGAUGAGAUUACUAUCAAUUCUAAAAAUGGUUGCAUUGUGUUACCACAUGAGUUGCAAUUGCCAGGAAAUGUGAUGGAGAAAUUUAACUCAAUUUCAGAAGAAGGUUGCCAGUCCAGUGAUAUUUUAGAAAGGUUAAAGAUUCCAGACCUUGUUUUAUGGACAAAUGAUGAGGUGAAUACGAUGGCUGCACUCUGUGGUGAGAACAGGAUUGCAGCUGCUGAUCAACUUGAUAUGUGUCGUGAACUGGAAAAAUGUCGUGAAUUACUUCGAGUCCAGUACAAUCUGAAUAGCACGUACAAAAAGGAGGUAGCAAGUCUUGCCCAGCAGUUGAAUCAAAGUGAGGAUGAUAAAACAAAAGAAAUGGAUGAAAUGUCCAAGUUAUUACAAAUGCACACAGCAAACAUCAGUAAGCUUCAGAACCACUUGGAAACAUCUAAUCUGGUUCACACAGCUCAUGAUACUCGUCAGCUUACAGUAGGAAUGGGAGAGGGCCUCUUUGAAAUCCAUGUGGAUCAUUUACAUCUCUCUCCUGAAGCACUAUCACGGCUUGUGGAUCAGCCUCAUGAUGCUGUUUAUCUGGAGAAGGAUCCCCCAAGUUUGUUUGUAACCUGGGUAUUUUAUGAUCAAGAUGUGGCAUAUACACCAGUGAAGGCAGCUGUAACAAAUGUUGAAUUUGACAGUUCCUCUGUUCAUAGGGUCACUGUAAAUGAUGAAUUUCUUGAAUAUUUGAAAAAGGAAGACUGUGUUGUUGAGGUCCAUAUGGCAGUUGAUGAUGCAAGUGAAACAGUGGCCAGUGGUACCUUUCAGUUCUCAGAACUGCUCAUAUCCCCACAAAACAAGAUUCACGGUACUGUCCCAUUAACAGGGACUAGAAGCUGUGAAGCCAUAAUUGGGUUUGGAAUUCUCCAGUGUUGGUACCAACUCAGUUGUUCUCUCAGUCUUAUCAAAAGUUACAUCCAGCACAGAAUAGCAGAUAAGGUCUCAAGGACAAAAAUGCCUGUUCCCGCUCCAAGACACAAAGGGGAACAAAAAUCUGAAAUCAGUCAUCCAUUUCCCAACAAAACUCCUGAUAACAUCAUCACAGAAAAACGGGUUCAAGCUGAAGACGAUACUACAGCGAAUAAAGCUGAAGAAAAGGUACCAGUAAAUGGCAGUACUAAAGAAGAAGUUCUUACAGAAGAUAUGGUUAAAGAAAAAGGUCCUAUUGAAGGUAGUUCUGAAGAAAGUUCUGCAGAACAUGUUCAUGAACAGUCUGUACAAGAAAAUAAAGGAACACUGGACAGAAAACCUUCAGACUCAUCCAUAGACAGUCAAAAUUCAAAACAGGUAUCACACAGUUAGUCUAUACUAUCAUCUUGUCAAUAAAUAUGUAAAUAAAAUAAAUAAAUCCGUGGCGUAACAGCUCCAUAGAGCCAAA
Molecule: messenger RNA, 3966 nt
Organism: Zootermopsis nevadensis
Lineage: Eukaryota; Metazoa; Arthropoda; Insecta; Blattodea; Termopsidae
Biological process (GO): non-motile cilium assembly
Cellular component (GO): ciliary transition zone
Source: RefSeq, a predicted model, not a curated record